AUGAUGGCAUACCCAAUGCUGGUCCAUGCCAAGUUUUGGCAAUGGGGUCCGUAUAGGCGCGCCGAGAAGAGAAGGGUCGUCAACGACAGUAAGCCACCUAUUCUGUUGGUUCUCCUGCACCCCACAGCACACUGAGUGAGGCAGACAAGUACACACACGAGCAGACAGAAAGGCAUGCAGCACAAGAAGUGAUAUUUCACGUGCGUCUUUUUUCCGCUUCAAUGCGUCCCCGUCUGUGUCGCUGAUGGCAUUGCAGUCAUCGGCCAGUCCCACUUGGGCCAGUCCGACCUCCAGGAGCUCCUCGAUGAUAUCAUUGACAUCAUCGAGGACAGAGACCGGGCGCAAUGUAGGCCUUAACUUACAACACAAAUGGAGGGACCCGAGCUCAUGCAUGGCUUUCCUCUCGACCUGUACGUCUGUGUGUGCAGACGAACUGCUGGAGGAGCGGGGGCUCUCGCGGGUCCGGCGGCGCGCCGAGAUGAACCAGCGCCUCGCCAAGGUCAGUGAGUGGAGGGCACCUGCAUGUGCCCUCCGGGCGGCGUCCCCGACAGAUUCCGUCCCUUCCUGUCGGUCUGUGUGUCUGCAGGAGGCGGCACAUACGCAGGUAGCCGAGCUGCAGCGCCAAGUGGAUGAGUUGCGAGCGGGUACAUCAGGCAGUCGGGCGGGCGGUAUUCCGCCACGCCGAGGAUGGCACAAAUGUAAUGUAUGUGUGUACUCUGUGGGUGUCCUCUGCAUGUGUCCGUGACUUUGCAGGCUGAGCGUGAGAGUCACGGGCCAGCCGGCUGGCGGUGCCAGUGUCCCACUGGGGGGGAGGGGAGGAUGGCUUCUAUACCAGCUCCCUGACCCGGUGGGACCUGGCCUAUUGGGAGAAGAAGGGGGCCUGGUGGGUCGUCACGUGGGAAAUGCCAGAGAAGCGCAGGGUCGUCAGCAACAGUAAGCCACCUGUUCUGUUGGUUCUCCUUCACCAUACAGACCGACGAUUUCGAUUCCUAUGGUUUCGAAUGCGCUUUCCAGGGCAGGGCAGAAAGGGUAACCGGGGGAUCGCCAGCGAAGGAAAAAGAGAGAAGAAGAAGAGGCGGGGGAUGAGCGCCAUCACCCCUGCCGAGUGGGCGGCCGGAGGCCCCCAGCUGCUCGCCAGGAUAGCGGAGAUUGCUCGUCAGAACAUCGCGGAGGAGCGUCGGCUUGCGGCAGGUGGGCGAGAACAACAACACUGCCAUGCACACAUCAGAGAGGCGCAGAAAUGCAGAUAGGUAGCUGGGUAGCUCUCAUUGCACGCAAUGACAUGGGCCUUCGACGAGCCCUGCGACGAGCGAACAAACCUUGAUGACCACGAUGCAUGCCUGCCUCCGUUCUGUGUGUGUGUGUGUGUGUGUGUGUUGCAGAGCUGGCCACCUAUGAUAGCGUCAGCCUGCUGCAGCUGUAUAGGGAGAGGGAGCACUUCCAUGGUCAGAACGAAUGUGUUAACACGUCGCGCAUGCGAUUGAUCCACACACACAUCUGUCCGUCUGUGUGGGCUUUGUGGCCUGCAGCCGAGUACGUGAAGUGGAAGGAGCAGUACCACCUUGACUCUCAGCGCAUCGACCAGCUCGCUAAGACCCUGGACAUCGCCAAGUCCAAUCAGGUGGGCUACGUUUCGGACAGCGGAGGCGUCGACGGCCCCAAGGGCACACCUGCUCAUCUGCUCAUCUGCCUGCUUGUGGGUGGCUGUACGAUGCCUGUGCGCAGGAGAAACUCAUCAAGGGCGUCACUGCGGCCAGGGUCAGCGGCUGAAUCACAGAAUGCACACACACACAGAGAGAGAGAGGCGGGGGGGAGCCCGUGACCUAUGUGUGAUUCAUCUCGCUUAUUCUGUCUGUCUGUGUCUGUGUCUGCGCCUUCAGGGCCACAGAAGCAGACCAAAGAGGUCAAGAACGAGAACGCGGCACUGAGGGCCAAGUUGGCCGACCUCGAGGAGCAGGUACAUUAAUUAUGUCACAUCAACGUAUCGACACCACAGCCAGCCAGCCAGCCAGCCCCACACCAAAGAAUCCUCACAUCCAUCCAUCCAUCUGUAAUAUAACAGCACAGAUCGGCAUCCUUCCUUUGUUGUCUGUUUGUUUAUGCAUGCACUUAUGUGUUGUUUCCCUCCCAGCUGCUGGCCAGGUCGACGGCCUCUGGCAGCCCCGCAAGCCCCUCGUGCUCGCCCGCUGCCUCGCCGCCCCCUCCCUCCCCCUGUCCCUCUCCCUCGGCCUGUCCCCCUCAGUUGGCCCCCAUCGAAGCCCACAAGGGCGUCCAGGCCAGCCCUGUGACUUCAGAUGCUGCCGUCGACCAUGAGCCCGCAUCGCUCGGCGCCAUGGCAACCCAGACGGAGCUGGUGUCCAAGGACCAGGGCGUGGCCACCGUCGAGGUGCACAUACGGGAGCGCGGGGUCGACACACGAGGCCUGCUGACGAAGGCCACCAAACAUGCACGGCCACUCAACAACAGCGGUGUGCAGGUUGAGAGGUUCAGGACUACAUCUCUGUGCGUCCUUGUUUGUCGUUCAUUCAGCAGCAGGAGGUGUUUCGGAGGCGGUUUAUUAUCGCUGCUUACAUUUUAUAUAGUGAAGUCUCUUCGGCAAUCAGCUACAGACAGGUGAGCUCAAGAUAGGCCGUAUCCAUCCAUCCAUCCAUCGCCUCAGAUCGACGAAUGAUCCUCCUUCUCUCUAUGGACUGACUGUGUGGUCAUCAGGUUCUCAGUUGCUGGCACAGUCGUCGAGGCGCAGCACGGCUGCACCAGCGCCAAGUAUGUUUCACGCGUCCUCGUGCAUCAACCCGACCAUUCCCGACCAUCCGCCGGUGACCAACAUCAACCCCACACCGGCCUGCAGUUCCAUCUUCAGUAAGGGAGGGAGGGUGGCUCUAUCUGCCAGUCAGACCACAGCCACACAUGGAUGGAUGGAUGGAUGUGUGUGUGUUAUCGGUCGGUGUGCCGCAGGUUGGUCCACCUUUGUUUGACGUGCCAGCGUCGCGACAUGAACGACUGCCACCUCAAGGCACAGCUCAAAAAGUGAGACAGAAAGAAACAGAUGCACAGGGGGGUGAGGUGAGCACACGUGGACGCCCGCCGGACGAUUAUAUCGAUCGAUUAUUCGUUCGUUCUGUCUUGGCAGCUACUCAGAGCACAUUCGCCACCUCGAGAGUGAGAUUCACCUCCUCAAUACCAAAAUCGACCUGUAAGUCAGAGGUCAAGCAGAACUGUGUGCGUUGCGAGCGCAACAAGAUGUGUGUGGCACGACUCGAUGAGGAUAUCGAAGCGUAAGCGUCCGAAAAGGAACAAAGGCAAGCAACUGAGAGCACCUGGACGUCACGGACGGUUGUCUCGUUUUGUCUUGGUUUGAAGCCUCCAAGCCUCCGUCGACAUCCUUCAUUAAGGCCGAUUCAAGUGGGACUGAACGAAGCCAUAUCGGACACCCAUGAGCGCCGCAUUCAUUUUGUUGUGUGCAGCGUGCGUGUCAAAUCAUUGGCCUCCGCACUGAUAAUGGUCGAGACCCACAUAGCCGGUGGGUAGACCAUCCAUUUCUUGCGCUUCCAUGGUUCACACACACCUGUGUGUGUAUGUCCGUCCGCGUGUGUGUGUGAGCUCAGAGUUUGAUGAGCUAUUCGCCCCCAGUGACGACCUCCUGCGGACCGUAUCAGAGCUCCGCGCCAGCAUCGAUGAGGCGAAAGACGACAUCCUCGAGUACUGCAGCCUCAACAACGAUCCCUGUCCGACUCUGAAGGAGGCGCUCCACAACGUCAAGUGUAGGCUCAUUCACCACACACACGCCCCAAACAAUGUGUCCGCAUGUGUCUGUGUGUGUUUCUGUCUCCGUGUGUGUGGCAGUUGUGGCCAAAGAUCAUCGCCUGAGAAUCACUACCACUCAGCAUUGUCGGUGGUGGUUUUCAAUGACCACAGAGGGGCUGCCUGCAGACGUCAUAUGUGUGUGAUGGUGCGUUGAUGCGUGUGCAGCGGAUGGCUUUGUAGUUUUGGAGGCGCGGCAUUCCGACGGGUUUGUGAAGUCUGCCCUGGACUACUUCAACGCGUUCAGCUCCGCUUGCCACAAGGUAAGAAAUCUCAAACACAGACCACACACACACGCAACACUUGUCCAUCUGUGCACCUCAGGCAAGGCAGCAGCUACCCAUGUGAGCAGCUGGCCGACAGAGGAAUGGCACACGCACAUCUCAACUCUCACCUGUCCCACUGUCGUGCCUGUCCUGGCUGGGUGUGUAUAGACUCAUCACCAAGAUCAAAGAGGUGGAGGGGCCGGCGACCGAGAAGGCCAAGGAGUUUAACAACAGCAAAAACAUCACGACAUUCGAUACUGACAAUCAGGUGGGUGAGCACCCACACACAGACACACGGAUGGAUGGAUGGAUGGAUCGAUGGCAGACACGUGCGACCGCGUGUGUGUGUCUAUGUGGGUGUGUGGUGCAGGUGUGCGCCGUAUGGGCCAACAUAUUCAGCAUCAAGAAGCUGCUGACACUCGCGGCUGACACACUCCAGAAGGCCGCCGCGGGGACCCAAGAGCUCACGGUGAGCGCUACAUAUCUCUUGUUCCACGACACACAUGACACACUCUGUCUGUGUGUGGGGCGGGGCGUACGUGUGUGUCAGGUGUGUAUCCAGGAGGUACUAUAGACGUAGAUAUUGACGUGCGGCUGUUUAAAUCAGGCGCCCAUAUACCGACCGGCGGGGAGCUACGACGGUCAGACAGACACCAAACAGUCAGUAGACAUGACUUGGCAUGACCCACACGCUCAUUCUGUGUUAAAUACUGUGUAUCGUGUAUCGUGUGUUUGUGGCAGCUCGAGCUUUUGGGAGUCGUUGGGUCUUUUUACACAUCGCUGGCUACAUUUUAUAUCCCGACGUCAGUGGAAACGCAAAGACACGCCCUGUCUUCGUCAUUAUGUACUGGCCACCAAAAGUCACCAACAUGUAAGCCAACGAGGAGAGGAGGGAUACAAGGGGAGGUGGCGGCAAUUGCUCUGCAUGUGUGUCGCCCAGCUCAGCUUGAGGCACAUGCAGCGCUUCUCCGUGACCAGGACAGCAAGGAGGAGGUGAGCACACGAACGAAUGUGUGUACACCUUUCCACUUUGUGUGUGUUCGAUGGGUGCAGAUCAAGGUGGCCAUUCCCGAAGGCGACACACAAACGACCACACAGGGAAGUGACGAAAGGAGAAAGGCCAAUGCGCGUUAG
Messenger RNA from Vitrella brassicaformis, 5201 nucleotides. The record is from the annotation of a GenBank genome assembly. Lineage: Eukaryota; Vitrellaceae.